Molecule: messenger RNA, 2037 nt
Organism: Dendroctonus ponderosae (mountain pine beetle)
Lineage: Eukaryota; Metazoa; Arthropoda; Insecta; Coleoptera; Curculionidae
Product: 5'-3' exonuclease PLD3
Exons: 11
Coding region: 127-1941 (604 amino acids)
Molecular function (GO): catalytic activity
Source: RefSeq, a predicted model, not a curated record
UAGACCGUACGCCGCUUUAGCAUGCUCGAUCCAGACUUGUGGACAGUUUUACGGUCGCCUUUUCGUCGUGUACCUUGUGAAUUUAAUUAUUAUGAAAAGUUAACUUCAAGCGUUUGAAGUGUAAGUAUGCCUCAUUUUUGGGAGCAUUUCAGCGAUAGGAGUGAAGACAAGCAUAGAAAUCUGCAGGAUGGUCUCUUUCAGAUUGCGUCCCAAACGUGCAGUCUGUUUGUACACAUCAACAACACGAACAAUAUCAGCUAUGGCAAUAAUACUGCGAAUAUUCACGUGAACGGCGCGGGAACUUCAUAUAAAACGAAUCAUCAAUAUGCCCCAAGUUCUAAAACGGCAUCGACCAGCCAAGCCAGUAGAGAUAGAGAACAGCUUGUAGUCCUAAUUCCGCCCAGUCCAGACUCAGAAAGAAAAAGGUCUCCAUCGCAUUACCGAAGUGGAUUCGCAAAUAAGCCUCGAUUAUCGACUGUUCCUGAAACGCCAACAUCUUUAAUUCCUCCGGAACAUGACUUGUGGACGCAAUCGUAUUCGCUGCCAGAUCAUGAUGGCAGUCCCGAUAGAUGGGGCGGAAACAAUAAAUGGUGUCGACCGUCCUGCAUUCCCAUUACGAUCAUCUGCACCCUUAUCUUCCUAGUAGUUUUACUGCCCGUGCUGGAUCAUGCAGCCGAAAGGGCCUUAGAUCAGAUCAACAGUCAUGAUAAUAAUGCGUGCAAUUCAUGCAGCCUAACGUUAGUGGAAAGUAUACCCGAAGGCCUAAUCUUUAAUGAAUCGUCGCUAGUCAAUCCUUCUACGUUUGAUACUUGGCUGAACCUAAUAAAUAAUGCUCAACAGUCCAUUGAUAUUGCUUCCUUGUACUGGACGUUGAGGCAAUCCGAGGUUUACCCGGAUCCGUCUUCCAUCAAGGGUGAGAAAAUAUUUCAAGCUCUUUUAAAGGCGGGCACUGAUCGUGGCGUCACCAUCCGAAUAGCCCAAAACGCUCCAUCACGCAACUAUCCCAAUGUGGAUACCGAAUUUCUAGUCAAGCGGAAAGCGGCCCAAGUGCGAAGUCUCAAUUUUGCCAAAUUAUUGGGCAGCGGUGUUUUGCACACCAAACUGUGGAUCGUCGAUAAGAAGCAUCUCUAUGUGGGCAGUGCGAAUAUGGAUUGGCGGUCUCUAACGCAGGUGAAAGAGUUGGGCAUUGGAAUCUUCAACUGCUCUUCUAUUGGAGAAGAUGCUUUAAAAAUUUUUGAGGUAUACUGGAGUCUUGGAAAGAAUGACUCUGUUGUACCUGAUCAUUGGCCUGCCAACCUUUCCACAAAAUUCAACCUGAACAGCCCCUUAAAUAUGAAUUAUGGAAAUGAAUCGUUUCAGACAUAUUUAUCGAGUUCGCCCCUCCCAUUCAAUCCAGCUGGCAGAACAAACGACGUGGAUGCCUUAUUAAAUGUGAUCAAACACGCCGAAAGCUUUGUGUACAUAGCCGUAAUGGAUUAUAUUCCAUUAAUGAUUUAUACACCCAAGCCAGUGUUUUGGUCGGUUAUUGACGAUGCAUUGAAAAAAGCUGCCAUCGAAAACCAAGUCAAAGUAAAGUUGCUAAUUAGCAAGUGGAAUCACUCGAGAAGUGCCGAGGAUUACUUCUUAAAGAGUCUAGCUGAUGUGAACCAAGCGUAUCCUGGCGUUUCCAUUGAAGUUCGUCGUUUUAUAGUACCGGCUGACAAAAACCAGCGAAAAAUUCCAUUUGCCCGAGUCAAUCACAACAAAUAUAUGGUAACGGACAAUACAGCCUUCAUAGGGACCUCGAAUUGGUCCGGAGACUAUUUCACUGAUACAGCCGGCGUUUCGUUUGUGUUGCACGAUCCAGUUUUCGAUCGCAAUGCCAACCACACAACGAUCAGAAGCGAAUUACAAGCCCUUUUCGAAAGGGAUUGGAACUCUGAGUAUUCACAUCCGCAGUAAAACUUUCGAUGGUUGUUGGAUUUUAAUAAGCUUAGAACUGACUGCUCGAUGCAAUGUAAAUAAUUUAAUAAAUCGUAACAAUUCUCUAAACAGUUA